GUCGGCGCGCAGGCCCCGCGGUGACGUCACGGAGGCGCGACCGGGCCGGCGCUGGGGGAAGGAGCCUGCUGAGGGAUGCCCAAGAAGUUCCAGGGCGAGAACACCAAGUCGGCGGCGGCCCGGGCGCGGAGGGCGGAGGCCAAGGCGGCGGCUGAUGCCAGGAAGCAGAAGGAGCUGGAGGAUGCCUACUGGAAGGACGACGACAAACACGUCAUGAGGAAGGAGCAGCGCAAGGAGGAGAAGGAGAAGAGGCGCCUGGACCAGCUGGAGCGCAAGAAGGAGACGCAGCGCCUGCUGGAGGAGGAAGACUCCAAGCUCAAGGGAGGCAAGGCCCCCCGGGUGGCCGCUCCCAGCAAGGUCACCCGCGCCCAGAUUGAGGACACGCUGCGCCGCGACCACCAGCACAGGGAGACCCCCGACCCAGCCGAGAAGGCCAGGAGCCACCUGGAGGUGCCGCUGGAGGAGAACGUGAACCGCCGCGUGCUGGAGGAGGGCAGCGUGGAGGCGCGCACCGUCGAGGACGCCAUCGCCGUGCUCAGCGUGGCGGAGGAGGCUGCAGACCGGCACCCGGAGCGGCGCAUGCGGGCGGCCUUCACCGCCUUCGAGGAGGCCCAGCUGCCGCGGCUCAAGCAGGAGAACCCCAACAUGCGGCUGUCGCAGCUUAAGCAGCUGCUCAAGAAAGAGUGGCUGCGCUCUCCCGACAACCCCAUGAACCAGCGGACCGUGCCCUUCAAUGCCCCCAAGUGAGCCCGGGACUGGGGGAGCCAUCCACGGGCAGUCCGGUCGCUACUCCGCUCGCCCCCGCGCCGGGUCCGCUCCGAGGAGCACGGAGAGGUCCGGGGGCCCAGGCUCUUGCCCCCGCUUGUCCUCAGGGCUACGCGCCGUCACCAGCCACCCCUCCUCGCGCGGGGGGUCCCCGCUCUGAGUGACACCCCUAUUCCACCACCCCCACCCCAGCGCGUGCGUGUAGAGCCCCGGGGCUGAGCACCCAAUAAAGGCGGUCGGCAAGGCUGCGGUGAGGC
Microcebus murinus (gray mouse lemur) is the source of this 1022-nucleotide messenger RNA. RefSeq names its product coiled-coil domain containing 124 (gene CCDC124). Lineage: Eukaryota; Metazoa; Chordata; Mammalia; Primates; Cheirogaleidae. Gene Ontology annotation, biological process: transcription by RNA polymerase II. Gene Ontology annotation, cellular component: nucleus. The record is from RefSeq and is a predicted model, not a curated record. Gene Ontology annotation, molecular function: transcription coactivator activity.